Messenger RNA from Clonostachys solani, 1452 nucleotides. The record is from the annotation of a GenBank genome assembly. Lineage: Eukaryota; Fungi; Ascomycota; Sordariomycetes; Hypocreales; Bionectriaceae.
AUGUCUCUGGAAGACUCCAACACUCACUGCCUCACCAUCCACGACUCUCGCACUGGAAAGGAGCACACCGUCCCUAUCCACGACAACUACAUCCUGGCUAAGGACUUGGCCAAGAUCGAGAUCGACGAUGGCAUCCUGAAGAAGAAGCUCACCAUCCUCGACCGAGGAUUCGAGCACACAGCAUGUACGGAGUCCGAGAUUACCCUCAUUGAUGGUCAGCGUGGUGAGAUCCGCUACCGCGGUAUCCCCAUCGAGGACCUCUUCAACAACAAUGACUUCGAGGAGGUUGCUCAUUUGAUGGUUUGGGGCCAUCUUCCCAGCGACACUGAGAAGAUGCAGACCCGAGGUGCCUUGAACGCUGCUAUGGUCGCCCCCCAGGCAGUGAUGGGCACCAUCGCCUCCUUCCCUCGAGACGCCGAAACCUACCCCAUGCUGAUGGCUGGCCUGUCGGCAUUCGUCAACGCCGACCUUGAGUCUCGCCAGACCCGGUACUCGCACAAGCCCGUCUUUCACAACCAGCUGGACGCUUGCGACAAGGCCCUCGUCCGCACCCUUGGUAACUUCGCCUCCACCGUCGCCCUCGUCCACUGCCACAAGCGAAACAUCAAGUUCACCCAACCCGACCCCAGCCGCUCCAUGCUGAGCAACCUCCUCCACAUCAUGGGGAUGUGGUCCCAGCCCAUCGAGGACUGCCUCAACAAGCUCUGGAUCCUCUACUGCGACCACGAGAUGACCAACUCCACCGCCAUCGCCCUCCACGCCGGCUCUGCCCUCGCCGACCCUACCUCCGCCGCCAUCGCCAGUCUAUGCGCUGCCUACGGCCCCCUCCACUGUGGAGCCAUCGAGCUGGCCUACAGUGGCCUCGAGCAGAUCGGCCACACUCGCAACGUCCCCGCCUACAUAGAACUGGUUAAGCAGAAGAAGAUGCGCCUCUUCGGGUACGGCCACCGCAUCUACAAGACCAAGGACCCCCGCAUGACCCUGGUCGAGCGCCUGAUCGCCGACAACAAGGACCUCGUCCAGGACGACCCCAUGCUUCGCAUCGCCUUUGAGAUUGACCGCAUCGCCAACGAGGAGGAGUACUUCACCUCUCGUAACCUCAAGGCCAAUGUCGAUCUCCUCGGAUGCUUCUUAUACACUGCUCUAGGCUUCGACCGUGAUAUCAUUAUCCCCACCAUGGCCCUGUCCCGUCUGCCUGGUGGCAUGGCUCACUGGCGUGAAACUCAGAGCCAGCCCAUUAAGCUGUGGCGCCCCCUGCAGGUUUAUACCGGCCCCAAGUACGAGCACGGAGAGAAGGCCCUUGACGCCGAGACCCUCGUCGACGACUCCUCCGUCAGCUCCCUCGAGCUGAAAGAAAAGGGCUACGUCAAGGGGGGCAAGAAGCGCUUCUCCAUCAAGGACGCCUACAACCGCCUGUAUAUCAAGGCCACUGUCGCGAUGGUCCGGGUAUAG